Molecule: messenger RNA, 945 nt
Organism: Diutina rugosa
Lineage: Eukaryota; Fungi; Ascomycota; Pichiomycetes; Serinales; Debaryomycetaceae
Exons: 1
Coding region: 1-945 (314 amino acids)
Biological process (GO): magnesium ion transport
Cellular component (GO): membrane
Molecular function (GO): magnesium ion transmembrane transporter activity
Source: RefSeq, a predicted model, not a curated record
AUGAUCUUGCUUGGGUGUAUAGUGGCGGUGGUGUCGCUGGCCAUCCAGCUGUUGGGGAUAACUUUUCAGCGGAAGUCCCACAUCGAUAUCGGCGCUCCCCACUAUCGGAACCAAACCCUCUGGUUCAUGGGGUUCGCCAUGUUCAUUGUGGCCAAUGUGCUUGGGUCCCUCAUUCAAAUCCUGACAUUGCCCCUCAUCAUCCUUCUGCCGCUUCAGAGUAUAGGUCUCAUAUUCAACUCAGUGUUCAGUUGCAUGCUAUUGAACGAGUCAUUUACCCCUAAACUCGGCUGGGGCACUGCGGUGAUUGCAGUGGGCGCCACCAUCAUCGCAUACAACGGUCAAACUCCCGAACAUCAUGACUCGUUGAAGAUAGUGGUCGACAAACUUCUACGUCCAGCAUUUUUUUCAUGGUUUAUCGUGACUAUCGCUGUGGUCAUCAUUCUUUUCGCUUUCAACUACUGGCUUAUUCGCUCGCGGGUGGUAAGAGGGUUUAUUUUCGGCAUAAUAUCAGGAAUAUUGACAGCCCAUACAUUUCUUUUCGCAAAAUCAAUUGUUGACCUGGUCAUCCUGUCACUCAAACUGGCGUUGGGGAACCCUGUGUGCUACAUUCUUUUGUUAUUGAUGCUCACCAUUAUUGGUUUUCAACUUACAGCAUUCAACUUAGGUCUCAAACAAUUACUGACGCUGAUUCUUUACCCGUUUUGCUUUUUCGUCUUCAACUUGGUGAAUUUGAUCAACGACGUCGUCUUUAACUCGGUGCCCAUGUCGUCGCUGCUCGUAUGGGUAAUCAUUGGUUUAGUGGCGGUGUUGAUCGGGGUGUUGUUGAUCUCAUGGGACAGUGUGGACGAAGAAGAAGCUCGCGCUCGUGAAAGAGAACCGUUGGUGCGCAAACGAGUGCUUUCUUAUGAGCAAUCGCAAUUGAUGAACCUGUACAUUCAUGACUAG